CUUCAUUGUUGCAGUACAACAAAGUUUGUUGUUUGAAGUGACGAACACAUUUCAAAAGUUGUCCCUACAAUGGGGAAGGAUGGCCCAAAGCGGGGGGAUUACGUUGUGGCAGUGAUGGAUGCAGUCAAGUGUCCUAUUAACAUAACAUUGUUCCUAAUAUGCAUUUUACUCGUUUAUUUAAGUCUGAGGCCACUGUUAAGAAAAAAGAAAUCUCAGAAAUGUGAAGUCCCGAAAAUGGGGAAACGUGAUUUCACAUUAGAAGAACUUCAGAGCUUCGAUGGCAGUGGCGAACAUAAGAGAAUAUUAAUCGCAGUUAAUGGUAAGAUAUUCGAUGUCACGAAUAAAGGACAGGGAUUUUAUGGCAAGGGCGCACCGUAUGCUGCUUUUGCCGGUAGAGAUGCAUCAAGAGCACUUGCGUGCUUCAACCUUGAAACAAAAAAUGACUAUGACGAUCUUUCUGAUCUUACUGCUGAUCAAAUGCAAACCCUGAGGGAAUGGGAACUUCAGUUUUCCGAGCGUUAUGAUCAUGUUGGGCGACUUUUGAAGCCUGGAGAGCCUCAUCGGGUUUAUGAAGUCAAUGAUGGAGAAGAUGACGUUGGAACCAACCAUGUUCAAAGUGCACUUAAGAAAAAAGUAACUUGAAAGUGUCUACUUCUGUUCUAAGUAUCUUAUGUAUCUAAACUUAGAAUAUGAUUUUCUUAUCUGGACUGAUCAUCCAUGAUGCCUACAUUACAACUCCCAGUUAUUAUUUUUGACUUGGUUUUCGAUCCGUGCAAUAAUAAAACCGUUAAAUGAAACACUCGUCUACACAAAUAUGUGCACCAUGGAGUGAAUCUCUUAAAAUUCAAACAUAAAUCUACAUUUCCGGGUAUUUGUUUAUUGUAUUUUGUUCUUAUAAUUAAAAAUCAUUUUGAAUACACUAUAUGUUUGACCUGGUUGCUACUGCUUAAUCAUAAUGUAAAUAUUUGUAACUUUCCACAAAUAUACAUGUUAAAAGCUUAUUUUCAUCCCAGAGCCUCAUUUUUCGUUGCUCGG
Schistosoma mattheei is the source of this 1035-nucleotide messenger RNA. Lineage: Eukaryota; Metazoa; Platyhelminthes; Trematoda; Strigeidida; Schistosomatidae. The record is from the annotation of a GenBank genome assembly.